AUGAUACCAAUCUUUCUUCUUCUAAUUCUGCAAUCUUCUCUAAUACACAGUAUUUCAAUCCAUCAUCAAGCAGCUAAAUACAUUCUCAAAUCGCACAAUGAUUUGCGUAGUCUUGUUGCUAAAUUCGAAUUUAAAAUCAACGCGAAUCUAAAUGCUGAACCAUCUUCAAAUAUGCGAAAAUUGAUGUGGGAUGCAAAAUUGGCUGAAAAAGCACAGAAUUAUGUCAAUGAGAAUCCCAAAGAACCUAGAAAUUUUCAUGGAGAAAGCUUGUAUCAAAUCAAUUAUACAGGCAUUGUUUAUGGUAAGUUUUGAAUUCAACGAUGCUCCGCAUUCACGCCAUAGUUUUUGAAUUUUGAACAAUUUCGCGCUUGCAGUUUGAAACCGGGAUUUUUAUUGAAGUCCAAAAAUUUCGCGAUGAAACUAACUCACAUCAGAUUACUGUAGUUUAUGGAAAUCAAUAAAAAAUAGAUCAAAAAUUGAAAAUCCGAAAUGUAUCAAUUCAAAUUUUCCCGCCAAAAACUGCAAGGAUUACUGUAGCCCUUGUGAAUUUCGACACAAAAUUCAAAAUUUGCAGGUUCACCGCACGCCGAAGCUGUCGCCGCCAUGGACGAAUGGAAAGCUGAGUUGAAUGGUGCAGACUGGUCACCACAAUCGAUUUCUUGCGAAGAUUUCAAAAAAAUGCGAAACGGUUUGCAAAUGAUUCGAGCAACAUCGGGAAGUGUUGGAUGUGCUUAUCAUAAAAAAGAGCUACACGGUGUUCUAGUUUGUAUGUAUGAUGGAGAUAUGGCAGCAUCAGCGAUUGUUGAAGGAACAACACAUUCGAUUUAUAAAGUGGGAAAAGCGUGCUCCGAAUGUCCAAGCGAUUCCAAAUGUGAUGAAGAGUCAGGUCUUUGUGUCGGAACAGCUGAGAGUAUUCCAGAAGAUUCAAGUCUUGCCAAGGCUAUUUUGACACGUCAUAACAAAGAACGAAGUAAAAUCGCCAACGGGAAUUCAAUUUCUACUACUAGGUCUUGCGCUUUACGCUCAGCGUCUAAUAUGAACAAAUUGGUGAGCUAUACAUAUUUCUUAAAAUUUGGCGAUAGCUUCGCCACCGCCCUCAAGCGGUGCAACACAGAAAAAAAAUAUAUAACUUUCUCGUGUCACCGACGGUUCGCGGGUUGUGUGUGUCGUCAUUGUUUGCGUGCAAAAGGGGCGGGGCUUAAUUGAGGAAGCGCGUUUUUUUUGUAUUUUUCGAGGAUUUUCAGACAUGGGACAGUGAACUAGCCUGGUCCGCAGAACAAUAUGCCAAAAAAAAAGCACACGAAAAACGUUGGAUGAGCGGUGAAAACAUCUAUCAUGAAGAUGGUUCUGAUUCGAAUCCAGAACGAAUUGCAAAUUCAGCCAUGACUUCUUGGAUGAACGAAAUAAUGGAUAAUAGUUGGAAUCUGAAUGAUAAAAUUGGAGAGAAAGAAUAUAUAAAAAUGGGAAAUGGUCUACAAAUGAUUUGGGCGACGAGUGAGAAAAUUGGAUGUGGAAUUUAUCAAUGGACAUCUGAAGGUGGACAGAAAAAUCAUGCGAGUUUUGUUUGUCGAUAUAACAAACUAUCAAUUUGA
Messenger RNA from Caenorhabditis angaria, 1592 nucleotides. Lineage: Eukaryota; Metazoa; Nematoda; Chromadorea; Rhabditida; Rhabditidae. The record is from the annotation of a GenBank genome assembly.